UCCAUUUUUUUCAUCUAAAGCUUUUCUUUCUCUUCUCAUUUUUCAAUCCCACGUCUCUACAAAGUUCGUACCAGCUUUUACGAGGUUUUUGUGUGGAGCCUUGCAUCAGCUGACACUACUUGAAAGGAGAAACCUGUGAUCGCAGCCAUGUCUCCCCCCUCAGGGAACAUCAAUAACGGUUCUGAAAGUGCUGCUGAGGUUAAUUGGGAUGAACUUGGAUUUAAUUUAGUUACCACAGAUUACAUGUAUGUCAUGAAAUGUGCAAAAGGAGAUAAGUUUUCAGAAGGAUCACUGCUUCCUUAUGGUAACAUUGAGAUCAGCCCUUCUUCUGGGAUAUUAAACUAUGGACAGGGAAUCUUUGAGGGGCUUAAGGCACACAGAACUGAAGAUGGGCGUAUACUUUUAUUUCGACCAGAUGAGAAUGGUCUACGCAUGAAGAGAGGGGCAGAUAGAAUGUGUAUGCCAUCCCCAUCUGUUGACCAGUUUGUCAAUGCUGUAAAGCAGACAGUUCUUGCCAACAAACGAUGGGUGCCUCCUGUAGGAAAAGGGUCACUAUAUCUUAGGCCCUUGCUCAUUGGAACAGGACCACUGUUAGGUUUGGCACCAGCUCCUGAGUAUACUUUCCUUAUUUACUGUUCUCCAGUUGGCAGUUACCACAAGGGUGCACUGAACUUAAAAGUGGAGGAUAAACUAUAUCGAGCAAUAUCUGGGAGUGGAGGAACUGGAGGGAUCAAAAGUGUCACCAAUUAUGCCCCUGUUUAUACUGCAAUAACUGAUGCAAAGGCCAAUGGAUUCUCCGAUGUGUUGUUCUUGGACUCAGCAACAGGAAAAUAUAUAGAGGAGGCAUCAUCAUGCAACGUAUUUGUUGUGAAGGGCAACACUGUCUCCACUCCUUCAUUAGAUGGAACCAUCCUGCCUGGUAUCACACGAAAAUCCAUCAUUGAACUUGCCAUUGAUUUGGGUUAUCAGGUAAUGGAACGUGCCGUAUCAGUGGAGGAAAUGCUAGUUGCUGACGAAAUGUUCUGCACAGGAACUGCAGUGGUUGUUAACUCUGUUGCAUCUGUCAGCUAUAAGGAAACAACGAGGGAUUACAAAACAGGGCCAGAAACAUUGUCUGCAAAAUUACGCAAAACACUGGUUGGAAUUCAAACAGGGUGUCUUGAAGAUACAAAGUCAUGGACAGUCACAAUCUCUUAAAUGAAGAUAACUUCUGUUUCAUCCUAACAAGUUAUUAUUUGAA
Vigna angularis (adzuki bean) is the source of this 1240-nucleotide messenger RNA. RefSeq names its product branched-chain-amino-acid aminotransferase 2, chloroplastic-like. Bases 148 to 1197 code for a protein of 349 amino acids. Gene Ontology annotation, biological process: branched-chain amino acid metabolic process. The transcript is spliced from 10 exons. The record is from RefSeq and is a predicted model, not a curated record. Gene Ontology annotation, molecular function: branched-chain-amino-acid:2-oxoglutarate transaminase activity. Lineage: Eukaryota; Viridiplantae; Streptophyta; Magnoliopsida; Fabales; Fabaceae.